Messenger RNA from Rotaria sp. Silwood1, 483 nucleotides. Lineage: Eukaryota; Metazoa; Rotifera; Eurotatoria; Philodinida; Philodinidae. The record is from the annotation of a GenBank genome assembly.
AUGCAUUAUCAAGAAAUAUCUUUUAAACAAGCAAAUAUCAUUAUUCUAAAAUCUGCUUAUUUAAAUUGGUAUAAAGAAAUAGAAAAAAUACGUUUAUCUCGUUAUAUCAAUAAUGAUAAAUCUGAUCGUUCAGCAAACGAAAUAAUUGAACAAAUGACUGAACAACAAAAGAAUAGUACUAAUGUUAUUUCAACAGAAAUUCUUAGAAAAAUUGCUGAAGAAACAGUAAUAUUUCGAGAAGAAGCUAAGAAAAUUAAUAUAAGAGAAGGAGAUGAAAAAUCUUAUAUUAAUAAAAAAAAAAUUCAAAAUAUAUUUAAUCUUUCACCUUAUCAAAAUAAUCCUGAAGAAUAUAUUCGAUCUUAUUUAAACGAAAUUAUUCCAUUAAUACUUUAUACUUGGUCAAUUGCUAAUAAACCUCAAUUUCCAAAAAAUAAUCAAAUAAUUGCUUUAUUACUUUUUAUUUAUAGUUAUGAAAAGGUUUAA